CCACCUAGCGUAAGGGAAGUGAGCGGCGGUCACCGGUCAAAGGUUGUUUAACUUUUACCAGGUGCAGACUGCCUCAAAGCGGCUGAAACCUUCAUAUUAUCUCUGCAAUGUCCACGCGAAACGUGUCUCGGUUUUGGGAGUGGGGGCGGAAGAUAAUCUGUGUGGGACGAAACUACGCAGACCACGCAAAAGAGCUGAAGAACGCAGUUCCGUCAGAGCCUGUGCUCUUCUUGAAGCCACCUUCUGCAUAUGUGCGAGAGGGCUCUCCUAUUCUGGUGCCCCUGUACAGCAGUAACCUGCACCAUGAGGUCGAGCUGGGGGUGGUGAUUGGGAAGGGGGGCACGGCCAUCCCGCAGACAGCUGCCAUGGAGCACGUCGCGGGCUACGCUCUGUGCCUGGACAUGACAGCUCGGGAUGUGCAGGACGAGUGCAAGUCCAAGGGUCUGCCGUGGACCCUGGCCAAAGCUUUCAACACCUCUUGCCCCAUCAGUGAGUUCAUUCCCAAAGAGCACAUCCCCGACCCGGGAAACGUCAAGCUGUGGCUGAAGGUGAACGACCAGCUGCGGCAGAGCGGCUCCACCUCCCAGAUGAUCUUCUCCAUUCCUUUUCUCAUCAGCUACAUCAGCGAGAUCAUCACCCUGGAGGAGGGCGACCUCAUCCUGACCGGGACCCCGAAAGGUGUCUCGGCUGUGCAGGAGCAUGAUGAACUGGAGGCCGGGAUAGAGGACGUGAUCACCAUGACUUUCAAAGUAGACAGACAAGACUAGAAGAGAGACAUGCGUCAGACAUUUAACGCAGAAGAAGCAGUUACCAGAGUGUUCAUUUGGUCAGAAAGCCGAUAUUAUUCACAUUAAAAAACACUGCAGCAUGGAGACUGCAGAAAAAGCAGGAUGAAGUAAGAAGUACAUGUCCAGGAGAGGUCAGAGGAAAGGUGCAUCUCCUCCUCUUGCCUCUUACUCUUUGGAUCAGCAGAUGGCAGUGCUGCAGCACACAGUCACUGAGAGACUUCAACAUAUUUACUAUGUUGACCUGAGGCUUAUACUCCUUUUGUGCACACUGCCAGAAACAGGAUCACUGUGUGAUUAUAUCGAUUAACCUCAUGAACUCAGCCAGCAAAGAAAAUGAAUACUGUUGUAAUUUGUUCACUGUAACAAUGGAAUUGAAAGUGGAUUGUCACCCUGUGUAGCUAUUUUUCCAGCUCAUGUAUUAGCCAAAAGCAAUAGAUUCAUGCUUGAAUGUGUACGCAAAACUACAAGGAGCAGCAUCAUUUGCAUUUGCACCGUGUACAUACAAGAAGAAUGAUAGUGAUAUAUUUUAAGCUUGUGUGCUUCUCUUCAAAGCUGCUUCAACCUAAAGGACGUUACUUACACUUACAUCCAUCACUACAUGCUGAAUGUAUUUUGGCACAAGCUUCAGAGGCUUAAGCGUCCCAAUGAAAUACGGUUUGUAAAAUCCCAGAUGAGUUCAAGUUGACAAAUUAGUGAAGGGAUUUAGAGGACAGUGGAGGUUUUGGCACCGGCUAACUUGUGUUCCUCUUAAGUCUGAAACUUAUCCUUGUGGCUUAGUAGAGAUGGAUUUCUUUUAGAAGUUUUGAUCAGGUUGUACUCAUGCACCAUGGCCUCUGUGUGCUCUGUAUAUGACAGUAUGAACAGGAUCUUUGAUAGGUUAUUGUAAUUUAUCAGCAAGCCCUAUUGCUCCCUCAGGACUUUUCUGGUUUCAUUUCACAUGUUGCUCUUUCACAGCUUUUUUUUUUUUUUUUUUUUUUAAUGGAAAUUUGCUUUCUAGGCAUUCACGCUUAAAACAUAAUCUGUCCUAGCCAUCUCAUUUCUGUUCAUUUUUUUUUUUUUUUCUUACCAGUGUGAUCCAUUAAGAGGAUUCUGCAAAUCUUGUUACUUUACCCAAUCCCUAUCAAUAAGGUUCAUUAAAGUGACAUGAUUUAUAAUA
Messenger RNA from Myripristis murdjan (pinecone soldierfish), 1944 nucleotides. RefSeq names its product fumarylacetoacetate hydrolase domain containing 1 (gene fahd1). Lineage: Eukaryota; Metazoa; Chordata; Actinopteri; Holocentriformes; Holocentridae. The record is from RefSeq and is a predicted model, not a curated record. The transcript has a single exon. The coding region runs from base 108 to 767 and encodes 219 amino acids. Gene Ontology annotation, cellular component: mitochondrion. Gene Ontology annotation, molecular function: acetylpyruvate hydrolase activity.